Molecule: messenger RNA, 1164 nt
Organism: Opisthorchis viverrini
Lineage: Eukaryota; Metazoa; Platyhelminthes; Trematoda; Opisthorchiida; Opisthorchiidae
Exons: 4
Coding region: 1-1164 (387 amino acids)
Source: RefSeq, a predicted model, not a curated record
AUGUGGACAAGACAAAAAGCCAGGCUUUCUUUGGAGUCCUGGAAUCUGCUGAAUGAUAACACUGAGCAACAGAGUGUAGCAACAGAGUGUCAACAGAAGUGUAGCAACAGAGUGUGUGUGCAACAGAGUGUAGCAACAGAGUGUGAUUUUCCCCGAAAAUGUCGAGAUGUCGUAGACCUGGAUCGGUGGAAGGCAUCUGAGCUACGACAGUUUCUUCUGUACAUAGGACCCGUUGUUUUACAAGACAUCUUACAUCCUGACGUUUACGAAUGUUUCAUGUAUUUUUCGGCUGUUCACCUUUUUUCACAACAUUAUGCUUAUUUUUUAAUUGAUGUUUCCAAGGUUGCUGUGUCAAAAUUUGCUGCUAUUUUUGGUCCCAGCCAUUUAGUCUUCAACGUACACUUCUUCUCCCAUUUAUCUAAUUUCGUCAAGCUUUAUGGUUGCUUGGAUCGUUUUCCCUGUUUUCCCUAUAAAUCGGAGCUAAGGCAUUUGAAGCAUUACAUACAUGGGCCAAAACCACCAGCUGUUCAGCUUUACCGCCGACUGGCCGAGCGUGUGAGAUUGGAUGCUGUCGAGAGAAAGACAUUUUUAGAUGAUGUUGGUUUGCGACUGAGGCCAUCAGCCACUGCCGGAUGUCACAAUUUCAUUCAUAGGAAUAUCGUUUUUUCGAAAAACUUUCCCGACAACUGCAUUUUGCUUGAUAGUCAACAAGCUGUCAUUUUAAAUUUUUCUGGAGAUACUACUGAGUACAAGAAAUUCAAAACUGUUCUCCCGUCUUACACUCACGUAUUGAUAUCGACAGACGUUUUAGUUUUUCAAUGCUCCAACUUGCAACACGCUCGGCUGGUUGCAUCAGUCGACCAAAUAUCUUGUAAAUGUCUACGUUUUUCCCACAGAGACUCGUAUAUACUUCCCCAUUUUGCAUGCCCUUAUCGAUUAAAACUUUUCCGGAUGCACCGAGUGCUCACCAGGAAGCCCUUGACUCAGGGCAUACCUCCUCUGCGGAGCAAAACGGUGAACGACUUGUACGUCAAUCCAGGCGCAAACAGUAUGUUUAUCAAUCGUAUUACGAUGGUUGCUGUACAAAGAAACGGCUGCCGUCUGAUUUUACGGACGGGUCGGAUCGUGAUUCCAGUGGUGACACCACUUUGUUUGCCAACAUAG